Molecule: messenger RNA, 1165 nt
Organism: Pimephales promelas (fathead minnow)
Lineage: Eukaryota; Metazoa; Chordata; Actinopteri; Cypriniformes; Leuciscidae
Source: RefSeq, a predicted model, not a curated record
CUGAGAUGACAACUCUCCUCUGUUGAGUAGUCUGUGCGAGAUUGACAAUAUUCUGAGUUACAGUUACAGGGUUAUUAAAGCAUGUUGAUCUUCAUUAGUGUUUAAACUUUAUUUUAACCACAGUCCGCUGAUACACCAGCGCUGUUUAUAGGUUUAAAGUGUUAAAUUGGCGAAAAACAUGACUGCCAAUGAAGACCAGGAGAUGGAGUUGGAGGCUCUGCGUUCAAUCUAUGAAGGAGAUGACUGCUUUAAAGAGCUCAGCUCUGUUUCUUUCCAGUUCAGGAUAGGAGAUGUCGAUGACACUAAAUCCUUCCUGUUAGAAGUGUCUUGGCCAGAGAACUAUCCUGAAACUGCACCGCACAUAUCAUUAGAUACUUUUUUCAACAACAGAAUAUCGCUGGAUACAAAGCAGUACAUUCUCUCUAAGAUGAGCGAACAGGUGGAGGCCAACCUCGGCACUGCCAUGAUGUACACACUUUUUGAGUGGGCCAAAGAGAACCAGGAAACACUCAUGGAAAACCACCAGCCUGUGACAACCGCUGUGACCUUGAUAUCCAACAGCGAUGUCAUGAAUAAUUCCACCUCUGUCAGUAAGAAGAAGAAGGAGAAGAAAGAGCAACUAACCAAAUCACAGAAGAGGAAACUGAUUGGAAAAACAGAUAAUAAGGGUGAACUACCAAGAGGUUGGAACUGGAUAGAUGUUAUUAAGUGUGGGGAUCCCGACCAUCCGUUGCCACAUUUUCUGUUCACCAAACAGCAUCUGAGCAAAACUGGAGGAAAAGAUGAAGACUAGAGAUACUUGAUGAACGAUGGAUUGAUGUAGUGCCGGGUGAAUGUAUGGAUGAAUUGUUUCUCUGUGCACUUGUGUUUUUUUGUUUGUUUUUUAUGAAAGCUGAUCUGAAUUCUCUCCGGCCAUGAUUUCAAUUCACCUGAAGCUGCCACAGAGCUGAUUUGACACUGAGUGGAAGGAGCUCUGCCGUCACAAAGACACGUGUCCUCAGACACAGAAGUGUGUGCUAAAUUAGCUGAGCCACACGUGAACAUCAUGAGGCGUGUGUUAAAUAUACUAACACAGGCUGAAAUCCUUGUAUUUUGGAACUGUUAGAACAGUUAGAACAGCGUCACUUAAUAAAGAGAACAUCGGUGUGAUGUGCAAUUGAAUUAA